Molecule: messenger RNA, 1201 nt
Organism: Myzus persicae (green peach aphid)
Lineage: Eukaryota; Metazoa; Arthropoda; Insecta; Hemiptera; Aphididae
Gene: Vps60
Product: charged multivesicular body protein 5
Exons: 4
Coding region: 256-918 (220 amino acids)
Biological process (GO): late endosome to vacuole transport via multivesicular body sorting pathway; vesicle budding from membrane
Cellular component (GO): multivesicular body
Source: RefSeq, a predicted model, not a curated record
UCAUGGUAACCAUAAGGCAUAGUUUGUUGUGAAUUUAUAUUUGUUGAUCAUGACUUAAGAUAAUAUCUUAAAUCAUGGUUAUGACUCAUGUCAUAUUAAACUGAAAAUUGAAUAAGUUUAUUGUUUAUUUGGUAAUGGUUAUACUGUUAUUUGUGUCCAAUAUUAUUUUGCGGUGCUUGCAGUGGUAUUAAGAAAUCGAGCUUUUAAAAAGUUUUUUUUAUUGUUUAGUAAAAAAGGUAUUAACCACGAAGUAAAAUGAAUCGUAUAUUCGGGAAAUCCAAAGAAAAGGCGCCUCCUCCGGAUAUGACCGCAGUUAUAAAAGGAGUAGAUGAUCGGGCCGAAUCAGUAGAACAAAAAAUUAAUAGACUUGACAAAGAGUUAAAAAAACUGAAAGAUCAAAUGGCCAAGAUGAGAGAAGGUCCAGCUAAGAAUUCAUUGAAACAAAAAGCGUUAAGAGUCUUGAAGCAAAGAAAACAAUAUGAAAGUCAGUCUGAAAGCUUAAGGAAUCAAUCUUUCAAUAUGGAACAAGCUUCUUAUGCCGUUCAGUCAUUGAAGGACACCCAAUCAACAGUAGUUGCAAUGAAAACCGGCAUGAAACAAAUGAAAAAAGAAUUUAAGAACAUUAAUAUAGAUGAUAUUGAGGAUCUUCAAGAUGAAAUGGCUGAUAUGUUGGAUCAAUCAAAUGAAGUACAAGAAGCAUUGGGACGAACAUAUGGAGUACCAGAUAUUGAUGAAGACGAACUAAAUGCAGAGCUUGAAGCAAUUGGCGAUGAAUUAGCUUUAGAUGAUGAUACAUCUUAUCUAGACCAAGUGAAUGUUCCAGACAAAGAACCUGGGCAAAAAGAGAAGGAGCCUAGUAAACCUGGUGAAAUUUCUGUAGAUGAAUUUGGUUUACCCAAAAUACCGGCGCAAAUUUAAUUUUGAAAAUAAUAAAUUGCAAAAUAUGGUAUUAACGUUACUUUUACCAUUAUUUUUUUAAGACUUAAAUAAGUAUUAAAAUACCAUUUAUUAUAUUAUACUAUGGAUUAAUUAAAUUUGUAACUACAAGUUGUCAAAAAUUAAUUUUUAAGCAAAUUUUUAUUUAUAUUCUAGUUACAUAAUUACUUAUUUAUGAAAAAAAAUGUAUUGAUUCUUUUACACCAAUUACAGCAACCCUAUGUCAAGUAAUAAAAUAAAAUUGAAUUGAUAACUAUAAGCUCAA